Molecule: messenger RNA, 465 nt
Organism: Nymphaea colorata (pocket water lily)
Lineage: Eukaryota; Viridiplantae; Streptophyta; Magnoliopsida; Nymphaeales; Nymphaeaceae
Product: aspartic proteinase CDR1
Exons: 1
Coding region: 1-465 (154 amino acids)
Cellular component (GO): extracellular region
Source: RefSeq, a predicted model, not a curated record
AUGGCUGGCUUCUCCUCAGCAUCCCACCUUCUCCUCCAGUUGCUCCUACUUGCAGUGCUGCCUAGCCCUACCAGCAUAUUCACUUCCAAAUCUCUUGGCUUCUCCAUAGACCUCAUUCAUCGAGACUCAUCAGUCUCCCCUCUCUAUGACCUUUCAUUCACUCUAGCCCAACGAGCCAAACAGUUCGCUUUGCGCUCCAUGUUGCACUGCCGCCGCAUUGCUUCACUAUUUGCCAAAACCACCAGCAUGAUCUCUAGCCCCGUGAUGCCCGGCUCCGGUGAGUAUCUCAUGAAACUCUCACUUGGUACACCAUCCCCCCUCUACUGGGCCACCCUCGACACUGGUAGCGACCUCAUAUGGACGACAUGCUGCACUGUGACUCCUGCUCCAGCCAAACAUCAAUGUUUGAUCCAUUUCAGUCGUCUACCUACAAGAGCCAAAGCUGAUCCACCAGCUCUUCCAUGA